UAUGCUUCGUCUCGGCCAAUACUUUGCCAUUGCCCAAUAGUGGACGUGGUAUUUCUGCCGAGACUUUCUUUAUUAAUUCAGCCUUCUUCCCCAAACUUUUGUAUCUUCACGCUGUUCUCCAAGUCCAUCUCAUCGCGAUGGCAUCUUCUUUUGUCUCGUUGCUGUGGGCAAGCGCCUUGACGGCGCUUCUACUCUUCUCGCAAAACGUCUCUGCUGCUGCCGCUGCGAUUUCUGGCGCCACUGUCUCGAGCACGAUCCUCGUCCUUGCACGCGAUGAGACUUCUGCCCUGAAUGGUGCCACCUCUGGCUUGCAAGGCUAUGGAAUCCCCUUCGAGGUGCUGGCCGUCCCGCAAGCUGGCAUCUCCAGCCUCCCCAUCCUCAACGGCUCCGCUACGCACGGAAACUACGGAGGCAUUGUUGUACUGAGCGAAGUUGGCUACAACUACGACAACCAAUACUACAGCGCUCUUACGAGGAGGCAAUGGAAUCAGCUGUGGGACUACCAGACGCAGUUUGGUGUGCGCAUGGUGCGUCUGGACGUGUUCCCAACGAGCGACUUCGGUGUUACAAGCAAGGGCGGCAAUGUCAAGGACGAGCCUGUCGUCUUCACCAACGUUACUGGAUUCCAGACCGCUGGCCUGAAGAUGAAUGCAAAUGUGACCAUCGUGAACAUCUUCCACAACCCCGCAACUAUCACCAAUUCCUCAAUCGCCUGGGAGAUCGCGAAGUUCCAGGGCUCUGGUACCGCUGCCGUCAUUAACCAGAUCGGCUCUCGCCAGCAGAUGGUAUGGUUCCUUCCAUUUGCUCUCGACUGGGCUCCAUCGUCGAACUACCUACAACAUGCGUGGAUCAACUGGGUCACAAGAGGCCUCUAUGUCGGGUUCCGAAGGACCUACUUCAGCACUCAGGUGGACGAUAUGUUCCUUGAGACGCCGCUCUACCGGCCGCAAGGACAGUCAUUCCGCCUCAAGCCUGACGAUCUUGAUGUACAUGUAACCUGGCAGGCUACGCUCAACGCGAAGAUGCCGAAGGGUUCAGAAUACUUCAUUGAAGUUGGCCACAACGGCAAUGGAGACAUCGAGGCUUCCACCGACACCACUGAAGGCGCUACAAUCUGCAACCCCGACACAGGUAUCGAAUACCCGGACCAGAUCGACGGGCCUCCAGACUACACCAAGCCUCCAGGGACUGGGAAGGAUAUCUGGCCCACCACUCCCACCGAGUAUACGUGGAGCCUUGAGUGCGCUGAGAUCGACGAAUUGCAGAACUGGUUCGCGGACGAAACAAACCGAGACGCCUUUGCACACAUCUCUCACACAUUUACACAUGAAGAUUUGACCAAUGCCACAUACUCUGACACCUCAAAGGAAAUUUCUUGGAACCAAGCCUGGCUUAAGCAAGUGGGUCUUUCCAACGCUAAACGCUUUAGCCCCAACGGUAUCAUCCCUCCCGCGAUCACAGGUCUCCAUAACGCGGACGCUCUCAAGGCCUGGCUGGACAACGGAAUCAAGAAUGUCGUUGGCGACAACACGAGACCCCUUCUUCUUAACACAGUGAACAAGUUCUGGCCGCUCAACACCACCGUCGAGCGUAACGGUUAUGCUGGAGUAAACGUCAUGCCGCGGUGGGCCUCAGUCAUCUACUACAACUGCGAUCUCCCAGCUUGCACUCUGCAGGAAUGGAUCGACACCUCAGGCGGGAAGGGUACAUUUGACGAUCUCCUUACGAAUGCUAGAGACACGGCUAUCCGAAACUUGAUGGGUCUGCACUGGGAUCCGUACAUGUUCCACCAAGCCAACUUGAGGGUCAGCGAUGUCCCGACCACAACGGUGAACGGCAAGCGAGGCCAAUACUCACUCCUCAUGACCUGGGUCGAGGUUGUGACUGCUGAGAUGAUGCGCCUCACAACCUGGGCAUUCAAGACCCUCAAGCACGACGAUCUCGCUCAACAAUUCCUCAACCGCCAAACCCGUGAUCUGUGCAGGCCGAGCCUGACAUGGCAAACCUCUUCUGACGGCAACUACAUCGAAAGCUUCUCCGUCUACACAGCUGGAGGCAACAAGUGCGGCACCACGAUCCCCGUCACCGUCCCGGUCACGCCCACUUCCACCACAGGCGCGACCAAGGAGCAGCUUGGCACGGACCCGCUUACGCUCUGGGUGACCAUGAGCGGCGCGUCCCGGACCUACAAGUUUUCCGGAAAAGGCAUUCCUCUAUAGAUGCAGAGCACAGCAUUUGUGUAU
Messenger RNA from Trematosphaeria pertusa, 2243 nucleotides. RefSeq lists its product as uncharacterized. Bases 138 to 2219 code for a protein of 693 amino acids. Gene Ontology annotation, biological process: carbohydrate metabolic process. Lineage: Eukaryota; Fungi; Ascomycota; Dothideomycetes; Pleosporales; Trematosphaeriaceae. The transcript is spliced from 5 exons. The record is from RefSeq and is a predicted model, not a curated record.